This is a messenger RNA of Rhodamnia argentea, 1214 nucleotides long. Its product is annotated as transcription factor HY5. NCBI's taxonomy places the organism in Eukaryota, Viridiplantae, Streptophyta, Magnoliopsida, Myrtales, Myrtaceae. The transcript has 4 exons. The record is from RefSeq and is a predicted model, not a curated record. Gene Ontology annotation, cellular component: nucleus. Gene Ontology annotation, biological process: response to far red light; red or far-red light signaling pathway; regulation of photomorphogenesis. Bases 382 to 885 code for a protein of 167 amino acids. Gene Ontology annotation, molecular function: DNA-binding transcription factor activity, RNA polymerase II-specific.
AAUUGGAAGAACACUACCCCUCUCCAAUGUCCGAAUCCAAUAUCUCUCCUCCUCACUUCAUCUGCACCGUCCGAUCUGCCUCCCGAUCGAGGGUCCACGUUCGCCCACGAUUCCUCCGCUUCGUCCUUUGAUUCAACAAGCCCCUCAUGGCCGGUAUCCAUCCACGACGCCAGCUCCAGCACCGUUCGAUCAGAAGGGCGAUCCAACUGCCCUGGUGGAUCUUAUAAUUCGAUAGUUCUGGUUUACUCGCUGUAACAUUUAUACCCUCCCUCGUCAUCCAUUUGAAUAAUCACCAAAAAGAAGAAAAAAAAUUAAUAUUUCUCUCUCGCUCGCUCGCUCUCGCUCUGUGAGAAUUCGCAGUGGACAGAAGAAGAAGAAGAUAUGCAAGAGCAGACGACGAGCUCCCUAGCUGCGAGCUCGCUUCCUUCGAGCAGCGAGAGAUCUUCGAGCUCAGCUCUUCAAAUCGAAGUGAAAGAAGGCAUGGAGAGUGAUGAGGAGAUCAGAAGAGUGCCGGAGAUGGGAGGGGAACCGGCGGGGACGUCCGCGGCCGGUCGAGAAUCCGGUUCGGUGGCCGGUCCAGACCGGGCUCGGCCCGCGGGUCAAAGUCAAAGGAAGCGGGGGAGGAGUCCAGCUGACAAGGAGAACAAGAGGCUAAAGAGGUUGUUGAGGAACAGAGUAUCGGCGCAGCAAGCACGGGAGAGGAAGAAGGCGUACCUAAGCGACUUGGAGUUGAGAGUGAAGGACCUGGAGAAGAAGAACUCGGAGCUGGAGGAGAAGCUGUCCACGUUGCAGAACGAGAAUCAGAUGCUCAGACAUAUACUGAAGAACACCACGGCGGGGAGGAGAGGAGGAAGCAGCGGCUCCAAUGCGGACGGGUCGUUAUGAGAAGAAUUACGCCAAUCAGAAGCUAUAACCAUUAUAUAUCUGGUUUAUACAGAGGAAGUGGUUGAAGAUCUGUGCCCUCUCUCUCUCUCUCUGGUUCCUUUUUUGCCCAUUUUAGAUUAGACAUUCCAAUCAUCUUUAGGGGGUAAGAAGCUUGGCAAAAGUCCAGCCUGCGAUGCUUCCUGUCUUUGGAGGAUUCACAAAAGGGAGCGGAAAGCGUUGAUGUGCUUGUUUUCACGUUCCAGUGGUAAAGGCACGACGGCCUUUGCUCAAGAGUUUGAUCGAUGUGAAAAUAGAUGAGUCCUGAAUUGUGAUGUGGGAUUGUGGUCGUA